CGGUCGCACACGGUUAGAGUGAACGACUACAGAUAGCUAAUCGUCAAGCGUAAUAGGCGUCCCCCAUCACACGCGCAUAGUCAGAGGGUUUCGUUGAUGACCCCACGGUUACAUUUAACUAAGCUAUAGAGGGCGCAAACUUUAAAAUGGCAGCGCCCAUGAGUAUGGUCGAUUUUGCGAUUGAAGACGAAGAUGAUGACUUCCUAUACCUCCUCUUGAGCAAUGAACCAAUACCAAAGAGGAUCACAUUCAAUCCAGAGUGGCCAAGGUUUGAUUUAUUAACACCAAAUGAUAAUCAGUGCUUAGACAAGUUCAGAUUUCUAAAAGAUGACAUUUACCGGCUGCGAGAAUUACUUAGACUUCCAGAGAAACUAACGUUGAGGAAUAAGUCCACUUGCAGUGGCCUUGAUGCCUUGAAAUUCCAGUCAGUGGUGAUACCUAAUGGGUUGAUUGCUCAUCUUUACGGCCCAGUGGAAGGUAGAAGACAUGAUAGUGCUCUGCUUCGCAUGAGUGGACUGAUGCGAGAAUUUGAGGCAAGAAAUCUGACGGACAGAAAUGGCCUUCCCUACGCAAUUUAUGGGGAUCCCGCUUAUCCAAUCAGACGGUAUCUAAUAGGCCCAUUCAAAGGAGCAGAUCUGACACAUGAGGAACAAGAAUUCAACUCACGAAUGUCAUCGGUCCGAGAAUGCGUGGAGUGGGAAUUUGGCAAGAUGAUUAAACUGUUUGCCUUCCUUGACUUUCGCAAGAACUUGAAAGUACUGUUGUCUCCAGUGGCUAAGUACUAUCUGGUUGGCGGGCUCCUCACCAACUGUCAUACGUGCCUCUAACCAGACAAGCAGUUUCUUCCAAUUGGAUCCACCCUCAUUGGAGGACUAUUUGGCAUGAUUCCAUCCAUCAUGUACAACCGUCUGAACUUUGAACCCAUGAAUUUUGCUUCAUAUAAAGGAUUAUACCUGGAAGAAUUUAGUGAUUUUUGCAAUGCCAGGCUUUGAGUAACUUAAAUUUAUAGUGUGUUUAAAAAAAAAAAACAACAACAACAACAACAACAACAACAAAACCAAGCAAUCAAAAUCCAAUGCAAUGCCAGAUGUAGAAUGUGUAACCAAUAUGAAUAAUAUAGGUAUGGUUUGAAAGAUAUGCCAUUUUCACUUUAAAAUGAGCCAUGAAAUGUCCAAAUCUAUUAUUAAUUUUGGCAGAGUUAUGAGUAGUUUUCCAAGAGAGGUUAAAUUUACCAUGGGACCAAGUUUUAAGUUUUAGGCAUUGGGUCAAAGGUAGCCAGAUUGCCUGUGUGAAUAAUUGCCUGUCCUAGGGACAGAUUAUGCAACACUUGCACAUCCAAACCGAAUCGAUUAUCAUUGCAUUUAAAAACUUGAUCCCAUAACCAACUUGACCUCUCUCGGACAAUUACUCAUAACUCUGUCAAAAGUAAACAGAUUUGGACAUUAUUUGAUGUCUCAUGUUAAAGCGGAAAGGUGUAUGUUUCAAACCAUACCUGUUGGUUACACAUUCUACAUAAUUCCAUUGAAUUUUUGAUUGUUUUUUGUUUU
Molecule: messenger RNA, 1547 nt
Organism: Asterias rubens (European starfish)
Lineage: Eukaryota; Metazoa; Echinodermata; Asteroidea; Forcipulatida; Asteriidae
Exons: 2
Coding region: 147-827 (226 amino acids)
Source: RefSeq, a predicted model, not a curated record